Mesocricetus auratus (golden hamster) is the source of this 613-nucleotide messenger RNA. It is a transcript of the gene Cst11, whose product is annotated as cystatin 11. The record is from RefSeq and is a predicted model, not a curated record. Gene Ontology annotation, cellular component: nucleus; cytoplasm; sperm head. Gene Ontology annotation, biological process: defense response to Gram-negative bacterium. NCBI's taxonomy places the organism in Eukaryota, Metazoa, Chordata, Mammalia, Rodentia, Cricetidae. Bases 55 to 528 code for a protein of 157 amino acids. The transcript is spliced from 3 exons. Gene Ontology annotation, molecular function: cysteine-type endopeptidase inhibitor activity.
AUAUGACCCAACAGACGAAGGGGGAGGCUCUUCCCAGUCUUCUCCAGUUGAAGGAUGAUGCUCAGACCUUGGAAGGCAUCACAACUCCUGUUCGCCAUUUUGGUGGCCCUGGUGGCCUUCAGCUACCAACAAAAGAAGAAGACAUUUAUAAUUGUCCGUGAAGUAAAUGUACUGGAGCCUUCUGUGCCGGGCACAUUGGAGUAUGUCACAAAUGCAUACAACAAAGAAAGUGAAGACGUGUACAACUUCAGGAUCCUUCGCAUCCUGAAGAUUGAGAAGCAGAAGGCACAAUGGGGAGAAGAGGUCUCUCUCCGUUUCCCUUCCUCUCACUCCACACAGUUGACAGACCACUUGGAGUUUCACAUCAGAGUGGAAAUGCGGAGGACCACCUGCUUCAAGACAGAGAAGAGCACCUGUGAUGUCCAGAAAGGAGCACUUUACAAGCAAGUCCAGUGCUACUUCUCAGUGUAUGUCAUACCCUGGGCUGAAAGAUACAAAAUUCUCAAAAAAACCUGUACCGAUAGCUGAGUAUCUUGGAGCGCAUGCUGUGUCCACCAAGCUUCAGGUCACCCUGCAGUCAACAGCAAUCCUCAAUUAGAACAAUAAAGAUGUU